Molecule: messenger RNA, 1156 nt
Organism: Apodemus sylvaticus (European woodmouse)
Lineage: Eukaryota; Metazoa; Chordata; Mammalia; Rodentia; Muridae
Product: C-C motif chemokine 9-like
Exons: 4
Coding region: 58-402 (114 amino acids)
Biological process (GO): monocyte chemotaxis; inflammatory response; positive regulation of GTPase activity
Cellular component (GO): extracellular region
Molecular function (GO): CCR chemokine receptor binding; chemokine activity
Source: RefSeq, a predicted model, not a curated record
AAAUAGCAAGACAGGGCCAGGAACAGCAAGCAGUCUGAAGGCCAGCUGGGUCUGCCCAUGAGGAUGAUGAAGCCUUUUCAUACUGCCCUCUCCUUCCUCAUUCUCACAGCUGCUCUUGGAAUUUGGACCCAGAUCACACAUGCAACAGAGACAAAAGAAGUCCCAAAGGCAGAGCAAGGACAUGAAGUUCACAUGUAUAACCUGGGCUUUCAAGACUCUUCAGACUGCUGCUUAUCCUAUAACUCACGGAUCCAGUGUUCAAAAUUUAAGUAUUAUUUUCCCACCAGUAGUGGGUGCAUCAAGCCAGGCAUCAUCUUUGUCAGCAAGAAGGGGAUCUGGGUCUGUGCCAACCCCAGUAAUCCAAGAGUUCAGAGGUGCAUUAAAAGACUGGAGCAAAACUAACAAUCACAGACCUACAAGCAAUAACAUUUCCUUGAAGAGAAGAAUGUGAACUUCUAACUACUUUCUUUGGUCUUCCCCAAUGACUACCUAAGAGUCUCUACGUGUUUAUUUUUAUAGGUAUAUAAACAUUUAUUUUCUGUUCCACUUUAAAGCAGUACAUCUGGCUUUGUCACAGAGGGGGAUCUUGUCUGUACCAACCCCAGAGAUCUAAAAACUCAAAGGUGGCUAGAAGAUCUGAAGCUAAUCUCAAUGACUACACAUAAUAUUUAAUUGAGAUAAAGGGGCAAUGGCUGGAGAUAUGGCACGAUGGUUAAGAGCGCCUGCUGCUCUUCCAGAGGACCUGGGUUCAAUUCCCACUUAGAUGGCAGCUCAAAUUAUCUGUAAUUCCAAUUCCAGGGAGAACUGAUGCCCUAUUCUGCCCUUUAACUAGUAGUAUUUACAGUAUUUUUUUUAAAUAAAUUCAGUUUGACAUGACCAUCUUGAGCUAUAACCAUCCUAAUUGCCUCAGAAAAAAAUGAGGUUUUCUACUUAGUUUCCCAGUAGAUUAUAAGUAGAUAAACUAUGAGAAUGGUCUCUGGGGCUUUGGAAUGUAUCUGGUUCUGAUAGUCGCUUAUGGCAAUCUGGAUACAUUCAACUUGGAUGAAAUCAAUUCUGCCUAAUCCCAGUAAUAUGCCUGUCUUUGUGAGAACCCAUCUGAUCUUCCCACCACCCCUCCAACAGUAAGCCACUAAUAAAGCACAUCCACGCAGCCACA